Loxodonta africana (African savanna elephant) is the source of this 3568-nucleotide messenger RNA. RefSeq names its product olfactory receptor 8S1-like. Gene Ontology annotation, molecular function: olfactory receptor activity; G protein-coupled receptor activity. The record is from RefSeq and is a predicted model, not a curated record. The transcript has a single exon. The coding region runs from base 1735 to 2658 and encodes 307 amino acids. Gene Ontology annotation, cellular component: plasma membrane. Gene Ontology annotation, biological process: G protein-coupled receptor signaling pathway. Lineage: Eukaryota; Metazoa; Chordata; Mammalia; Proboscidea; Elephantidae.
AGAGGGCUUUUUAUUGAUCAAUCUGUAGAUGGGAACUGCUUUGGGUGAAGGGAAAGACAACACUCAAAACAAGGAAGGUCAGCCUAAUUGGACAGGAUUAAAAGUAAAGAGGUUUCCGAGAUAAAAUGAAAGCUUCAAAGGAUAGCGAAGCAGGGGCUGGGGUCUGGGGAACUUGGUUUGAGAGGACUUCUAAAUCAAUGGGCAAAAUAAUUCUAUUAUGAAAACACUCUGCAUCCCACUUUGAAUUGUGGCACCUGGGGUCCUAAAUGCCAACAAGCAGCCAUCUAAAAUACAUUAAUUGGUCUCAACCCACCGGGAGCAAAGGCAAAGGAAGAACACCAAGGUCACACGACAACUAAGAACCCAAGAGACAGAAAGGGCCACUUGAACCAGAGACCUACAAUAUCCUGAGACCAGAAGAACAAGUUGGUGCCCGGCCACAAUCGAUGUCUGCCCUGUCAGGGAGCACAAGAGACAACUCCUGAGGGAGCAGGAGACCAAUGGGAUACAGACCCCAAAUUCUCAUUAAAAGACCACACCUAAUGGUAUGAUUGCGACUAGAGGAAUCCCAGAGACAAUGCUCCCCAGAACUUCUGAUGGCACAGGACAGGAACCAACCCCGAAGACAAAUCAUCAGGCAUGAAAAGGACUGGUCAGUGGGGGGGAGAGAGAUACUGAUGAAGAGCGAGCUAAUUAAAUCAGGUGGACACGGGAGAGUGUGUUGGCAACUCUUGACUGGAGGGGGGAUGGGAAGAUAGAGAGAGAUGGAAGAAGGUAAAAUUGGCACGAAACGAGAGACUGUAAGGGCUGACUCAAUAGGGGGAGAGCAAGUGGGAGAAGGGAGUAAGAUGUAUGUAAACCUACAUGUGACAGACUGAUUGGAAUGGUAAAUGUUCACUUGAAGCUUAAUAAAAAUUUAAAAAAAAAAAAAAAAAAAAAAAAAAAUUAUACUUAUGAUUGCACUGAUAUGAAGAUAAACACAAUCCAGGCUGGAUUAUAUUCAUAUUUUUCUUCUGAUCUUAAGAGAAAAUAUUUUCAGAGGCCCUAAAAUAAUUGUGAACCCUAAGCACUAUGCCUACUAUGCCUAAUGAGUAAGCCAUGCCUGGUAAGGAGCCCUUGGAUAAUUCUGAACAAAAUAAAAAACAAUUAUUGGCGAAAUCAGGAGAAAAGAGAAGGAUUAGAAAACCACUGCAGAUACGCACUAGAAUUUUUAAGGAUUUCUGAAGGGUAGAAAGAGUCCAAACCAAACCCAACCCAAACCCAUUGUUACCAAGUGAAUUCCAACUCACAGCAACCCUAUAGGACAGGUGAGAACUGUCCCCUAGGGUUUCCAAGGAACAGCUGGUGGAUUUGAACUGCCAACCCUUUGGUUAGCAACCUGAGCACUUAGCUACUGUACUACCAAGGAUAGAAAGAGUCAAGUAGAAGCUAAAUGCUAUGAAUGCGUAAAUGAUCCAGGAAUAUUCAUUCUUCCAGUUACUCCCUAUGGAACAGGAAUUGUAUUGCCUGAAUUAUGUGAAGACUAUGACCAAAGAUCGUCAGCUGUCAAAACAGGAUAAAAGCUCUUACUGAGAUACCAAUAUAGUGGAGCAAACUUGGAAUGUUCAAGCAGAGUCCAGGCUGAGCAAGGAGGGAUAUAUGAGAAGAUUGGGUGAUGCCUUGAAGGACACAGAAACAAUCAGUGGAGAUCUCAACCCCCUUCCUACUUUACUCCAAGGAAAUAACCCUCUAUAAAUGGCCUUGAGGAACCACACCACCAUCACUGAGUUUUUUCUCACUGGGCUGUCUACUGAUCCCCACAUCGAGGCUCUGCUAUUCGCGCUUUUCCUGGUGAUUUACCUUCUGACCAUGAUGGGGAACCUGAUGAUGUUGCUGGUGAUCAGGGCAGAUUCCCACCUCCACACACCCAUGUACUUCUUCCUGAGUAAUCUGUCAUUCCUGGACAUCUGUUUCUCUUCUGUUACUGUGCCCAAGCUGCUGGAGGACCUCCUGUCUGAGAAGAAAACCAUCUCAGUAGAGGGUUGCAUGGCUCAGGUCUUCUUUGUGUUUAUCACUGCAGGUACUGAAGCCUUCCUGCUCUCGAUGAUGGCCUAUGACCGCUAUGCAGCCAUCUGCCACCCACUGCUCUAUGGCCAGGUGAUGAGCAACCAGCUCUGUGUGAGGCUGGUGUUGACCUCAUGGGGCCUGGCCUCUCUCAACUCAGUUGUCAUUGUGCUCUUGGCUAUUAACCUGGACUUCUGUGAAGCCCAAACUAUACACCACUACAUCUGUGAGCUGCCUUCUCUCUUCCCCCUGUCUUGCUCUGAUACCUCCAUCAAUAUCAAUAUCCUGAUCUGCUCUAUUUUCCUGCAUGGGUUUGGAACCUUCCUUCCAAUCUUCAUCUCCUAUGCCCAUAUUAUCUCCACCGUCCUGAGCAUCAGCUCCACCACAGGCAGAAACAAGGCCUUCUCCACCUGUUCCUCCCACCUCAUUGCAGUGAUCCUGUUCUUUGGUUCAGGUUUGGUUCGCUAUCUCAUGCCCACCUCUGGUUCCUCCCUUGAUUUGCUUGCCUCCUUACAGUACAGUGUGGUCACUCCCAUGUUGAAUCCACUAAUCUACAGCCUAAAGAACAAGGACGUGAAGGCAGCUUUGAAAAGAAUGUUAGAGAAAUAUGUGUAAUAUUUUAGGUAGUGAACAAUGACACAGAAUAAUAGAAAAUGAGUUUGUGUUGCCAAGUGCUUGAAAUAAGGUAGAGUUCUGGCCCAUAACUUGAAGGGGAACCAGUACCAAUCUUUCCCUGGCUAUACUGGCAAUAAAAAAUAAAAGACACCAAAUAAUACCUAGUUUUAUAUCUGUAGAUCUAUGGUCUAUGUUUUCUUUAUUCUGCCAACCCUUUCUUUCCAGGACUCAGACGUUAGAUCUCCUGAAUUGAUCAUUUAUAUUAUCUUUUCACUCAUUAUUUUUCAAGUUAUUGGCCUGCUCUGUUGUGGAUUAUAUCCAAUUUAUUGUCUCCCAUAGUAUUUUGACUAUUUUUAUUUCUUCCACCGGUUGUUACCUUUAUAUAAUUUUUAGUCUUACGCCUUUAUUUAUGAAUUUUAACUUUAAAAAAAGAAAAUAAUAUAUGUUGACACCUCCCAUGGAGAAUGAUAAAUUUAUUUUACUUGGACAACCCCCUUCUCCUUCUACUAUUAAAAAAAAAACAACAACAACUCGUUUGCUAUCUUCUGGAAUUUUUGUCCCUGGAUAUCGUCAAAAAAAAAUCAUUAUUAUCUUUACAUUAUGUGACUUUCGAAUCAAUUAAAUUCUGGCUUUUAAUCAUGAUUUCUAUAGUAUUCAGGCAUCAUUCUCUGUUAAGAUUAUUCAAUACUCGCUGGCAUUCUUUUCACAGCAUUUUCCCGUUUUUGCUUCUCCCUCUCCACAGUGAGGCAUAAUGAUUAGAUGCAUAGUCUCCAGAGCCUGUGUUUGCCUGUGUUCAAACCCAUAUAAGCUUUAUAAUACUGCUAAGUUACUUCUCUGUGCCUCAGUUUCCUGUAUAUAAAAAUGGGAAAAUAAUAGUAUCUACAUCAUUGGGUUAUUGUGGGGAUUAAAU